GUCCCGGGAUUCAACGCGGGCGACGACUACAACACGUUCUUUCCACAAAGUAAUUUUUUUUACAAUUUCAAUCCAAAUUUCUUGAAAAAACCGCAAUUUUUUCAACAAUUCUGGUGGUCGUAGCAAGUUUCAAAGGCUAACAGCCUUCGGAGGGCUUGAAAUGCCUCAGAAGCCGUACGGUUCCGGGGCGAAUGCCGUCCCUAUGGGCAAACUUCACCCAGUAUUGGCGGCGAAACAACGUGCAGGACAGACUCAAGGAGAUGAUGGUCAAAGGGCCCCCUUACCUACGAUGAAUUAUGGCCCUGCAGCGCCGUAUCAGCCUCUCCCACCUUCCUCAAUGCCUAUGGCUUCCCAGCCAAGGCCUCCUCUACCCAUUCAACCAUUCCCCGAGGUAAAUAAUGGCGCUUCAAAGAGAAGUGGAGACACAAACACAGGUUCGACAGAAAAGAGAAAGAGAAAGCGUAGCAGAUGGCAGAGCGAGGAAAAGAAGAUGAUUAUUCCUGGAAUGCCAAUGUGUUUGCCGACAGGAAUGACCGAGGAGCAGCGCACAACAUAUAUCACUCACCUAAGAAUAGAAGAAAUAAGUAGAAGAUUAAGAACUGGAGAUCUGGGAAUCCCAGACAACCCGGAAGAUAGAUCUCCGUCGCCAGAACCUAUCUAUAAUUCCGACGGCAAGCGCCUCAACACCCGGGAAUUCCGGGUUCGCAAGAAGCUGGAAGAAGAACGUCAUGUUUUGGUCCAGGACGCCAUGAAAGCUAACCCUGACUAUAAACCACCGGGCGAUUAUAAACCUCCGGCUACUCGCAUCCAAGAUAAAGUAUUUAUUCCGCAAGACGAUCAUCCCCAUGUAAAUUUUAUUGGCUUAUUAAUUGGUCCCAGGGGCAAUACCCUGAAGAAGACAGAAAAGGAAACAAAUUGUAAAAUAAUGAUUCGUGGUAAAGGAUCCGUUAAAGACGGAAAGGGUCGUAAAGACGGUCAACCUCUUCCCGGGGAAGAUGAAAUACUUCAUGCUCUAGUGACUGGACAAAGUCACGAAUCUGUAAAGAAAUGUGUUGAUCUGAUUAAAACAAUAAUUAAACAAGGUGUAGACGCUCCGGAAGGCGAGAAUAGUUUAAAGAAACUUCAAUUACGUGAACUGGCAGCUCUGAAUGGCACAUUACGUGAUGAAGAGAUAAUAAGGUGUAGGAAUUGUGGCUCGUCAGAGCAUAAACACUGGGAAUGUCCUGAGCAGCCUAACUUUACUGCUACGUUGACCUGUACAAAGUGUGGAUCUAGUGGUCAUAUUGCUAUGGAUUGUACUGUCACAGAGAAAGAGAUUACUAACAUUUUAUCUGCACCACAACCACAGGAUAAUGCGAAGAUGGAUAGCGAGUACAUGUCGUUAAUGGCAGAACUUGGUGAAGGGCCUGAAGGUGGGGCACCGCCUGGCCCACAGGGGCCGAGGCAGCCUUUACCUUCCCCACAGAGUGCUGGUCCACCCCGACCUAUGAGAAUGCAAGGGCCAGGGCCCAUGAUGGGGAAUAACCCACCUCCCUUGAAUAGGCCACCCCACGGUGGAAAACCACCUCGAAUGGGAAGACAUGGUGGUGGCCAUCAAGGGGGAGGUAUGCCACCGUGGAAUUCUGGAAGAAACAGUGCCCCAAAGCCACUAAUGAGUUCCCCCAUACCUCCACCACCCAACUUGUCGAAUAGGGGUCCACCCCAAGGUAACCAUCAGCAACACUGGAAUAAACCUUCGCCUGGUAACUCUGGACCCCACCCUCCAUUUGGCAUGCAAGGUCCUCAUGAACCAUACCAAAUGUCAGGUCACCCCCCACCUCCUGGCCAUGGUCCCUCUCAAAGUCAUGGACCUCCACCACCCCCUGGCCAUGGUCCCUCUCAAAGUCAUGGACCUCCACCACCCCCUGGCCUCGGUCCUUCCCAAGGUCAUGGACCACCCCCACCUCCUGGCCAUGUUCCACCACCACCUGGUCAACAAAACUCAGGACAACCUCCCCCACCACCCCCAGGUCAAAGUGCGGCCCCACCACCGCCAUGGCAAGCUCAGUCAAAUCCCUGGCAAACAGCUGCUGCAUUCGCUUACAACCCAGCUCCACCAGGUUACCCUGCUUAUGCAGCUCAACCUCCACCUCCUCCCCCACCGCCUGCAACAACAACGGAGUCUCAAGCAGCCCCGCCUCCUUGGGCCCAGGCCCUCAUGGCUGCCUCGCAACCUCCGCCACCACCUCCACCAAACUAAACACACAUCUCAGCUCAAGGACUGAUCUCAUAUGAUUUUAUUUUGCUAUCUAGAAGAUGGACAUUCUACAUUCAUUGCAUGGCUUUUGUACUGUAGACAUUAAUCGAGUACUUUAAUGUACUUACUGUAUAGGCUUAAUUGCACACAGUACACCACAAAAUGUUGAA
Messenger RNA from Dendronephthya gigantea, 2406 nucleotides. RefSeq names its product splicing factor 1-like. Gene Ontology annotation, biological process: regulation of mRNA splicing, via spliceosome. Gene Ontology annotation, molecular function: mRNA binding; zinc ion binding. The record is from RefSeq and is a predicted model, not a curated record. Bases 161 to 2239 code for a protein of 692 amino acids. NCBI's taxonomy places the organism in Eukaryota, Metazoa, Cnidaria, Anthozoa, Malacalcyonacea, Nephtheidae. The transcript is spliced from 15 exons. Gene Ontology annotation, cellular component: nucleus.